Cylindrotheca closterium is the source of this 1665-nucleotide messenger RNA. Lineage: Eukaryota; Bacillariophyta; Bacillariophyceae; Bacillariales; Bacillariaceae. The record is from the annotation of a GenBank genome assembly.
AUGAUGUUGUUUGGGGUCGAAUCUUCCGACAAAUCUGCCAUUCGUGGAAGCAAUCUUCGCAGAGCACAAAUUACAUCACGUUAUCUAAAUACAGAGUCUAGAGCACUAGAAGACGAAGACGAUGAUGAAGAUGGUAACUCUGAUAUGAAUGAAGACGAGGAAGAAGAUGAAGAGGAAGGUGAAGAUGCAGACGAAAAUGAUGCGGACGAAGAUAGUGAUAGUGAUGAAGGUGGGGAGCCAACAGAUUCAGGAAAGAAUUCAUCAACCUUAUUUACCAGCGCUCCAGGAGAUGGACCGAACAAUCAAAUGGAGGGUGAAAACAAAAACGAUCGGAAAGAUCCGGCCGCCAAUCCAGUCACUCAACAAAUCAACCAGACGGCUCCUUCAAAUAGCCCAUUGGCCAAUGUCACUGGUGGCGGCAGUAUGGGCUUUCCACUAUCAUCACAACCUGGUCAAAGUGUUGUCCCGUCAACCCCACAGCAAGGAGCAGGUUUGGUGCCGCCAGCGAAUUCGACGUCCCACAGUGGAGGAUCUCAAGGUGGAAGCCCUCCAAAAGACACAAAUGGAGUACCUCCCGUCGAUUCUGCAUCUUCAUCCGUUCAAAAAGAGCAACCAGCCGCCCCAGUUGGAGGCGGAGUCCCAAUCAAUCCAAACACUCCUCCUAACCAAUUUGGUGAUACUCCUUUUCUGGGACAAGGCGGGAACGAUUGGAACACUACUACCCCACCAAUAGGCGGUGGGACAACUACUACCCCACCGAUGGGGGACAUGGGAAAUUUGAUCACGCCGAUCGAGCCGACCGAUGAAGAGCCAAGAUAUGCCCCCCCACCUUUAGACAAUUUUGGUGGUCAAGGUGGCAUCGUUAAUCAACCAGGAUUUCCAGCGGAUGGAAAUAAUAUGGCAUCGUCAUCUUACUCGCCACCUCCUCCACAAGGUGGAGGUUUCAAUCCACAGUAUGGUGGUAAUGGAUCUUCACAGUUUGGCAAUUCUCAACUUGGCAAUGGGGGCGGCCAAGCUCCAAAGAAAGAAGGUGGCUUGGCAGGAGCCUGGAAGAGCUUGAAGAACAAGAGUGCGGAAAAAGGCAAGUCUAGUGUAGGCGAAGAUAUUAAAGAAGAAGAAGCAAUGGAAGAGGAAGAGCUAGCGGAUGAAAUGGAGGGUGGCUCGGAUGAUGACAGGAUUACAAGUGCAACUGAGCAAAGUGGUAGUAAGCCAGCUGAUGCCGAUGACGAAUUCGAGAAGAUGAUUGAGGAGGCCGAAGGCGAGACUAGUAAAGAAAAGGGAACCGAUAAAGAAACCGAGGAGACGGCCUUUGAAGAUCUCGAUAUAGAGGAAAAAGAGGAAGUCGCAGAAGAAGAAUUGGAAGAGGUUGAAGAAGAACUGAAGGAAGAAGAAGAAGUUGCUGCUGCGGCUGGAGGAAUGGGAUUUCUUCUUGCGAUCGGGGGAAUGAUAUUCACAGCACAUCAAAUGUCUGAAAAUCCUGAUGGAGUUUACGCAAGUGUUUGCCGACUAGCGAUCACGAUUUCGGGUGUGAUUGUCAAAAUAAUAUGCAUGCCAUGCAGAAAGGUGAUUGGAACUGGAAAUCCACAUUACGCUACACACAUGCCAGUUAGCACGUCAGCUGAUUAUGGUAUGGGAGGGGCUAAUGCUGGUUUUGAAAUGUCGUAA